AUGGCGACCAGCGCACCACUCUUGGCCAAGGAGGGCAAGGGCCACUCCAAGGCCUCGAUCUUCUAUGGUGCAGAUGAGUACCUCGAGGAGCUGAAGCGCAAGUACGAGAGCGACCAUGAGAUCGCAGCUCUCAAGAAUGCGCUUCCCGGAGAGGGAGAUCCCAACGCAGCAGGCAUUGCGCCCAGCAGCGACAAGAUGCUCUCAGUUCAGAAGAACGAUGAGAAUAGGAGCCUCAAGACCAAUCGGCUCUUCCCAACUCCGAACAAGCCGGACCCUAUGCCGCAGAACCUGGCCUUCCUCUUCACCAAGAUCACUCCAGAACAAAUGAUCUACAUGUGGAAUGUUCUCACAGCCAUUUUCACGUGCCAGGUGCUAAUGGUUCUGGCCUACUGCGGAGCCCUGGCCAGCUUCCCAGACUACUGGUGGACCUGCACGCUGUGCUUUGGUCUUCCUUUCUCGUACAUUGCCAUCCAGCAGAUUUACAUUGACCACGAUGUUAUGCACGGUGCCACUUUCCCUGUGUACGAAUGGCAGCGCUUCCUCACGCACCCCUUUGCGGAUUUCUUUAGCCUGCCAUGGGAGGAGUUCGUUCUGGAGCACAACAGGCAUCAUGCGUCCACCGUCGACUUGCUGAUCCAGGGUGAGUUCGGCUGGGACCCCGAGGAGUUCCAUUACGCCCUUCAACAGUGGGCAGGGCCAUGGAGCUCCAACUGGUACAAGUACCUGCUGACCGUGCCGUUCAUUCCAGUGAUACACUUCUUUGGCCUGAACGACACUGGCUCUCUCUUUGCGCUGGAGUGGUGGAUGCACUUCCCAGAUGAGGGCGCGGGCGGCAAGUGCAACAAGGAGUUCUGGACAAAGUGGGUACCGCGCCGUGUGAAGCACAACGCCUUCGUCCUCUCCCUGUGGGCCUGCGUGUGGCUGCUCGGCACCUACCCGCUGGGGCGUCCCCUUAGCGAAGGCUAUCGCUUUAUGUUCACCGUCUCCUUCUUCGCUCGCAUUGGGUUUUCGGCGGCGUGGAUGUUCAUCACUAACUUCACACACAGCCUUCCUUGGAACGAGUUCCUCGCGCAAGAUCCGGCCCGCACCUGGCCGGUGUUGCACAACGUGAUGGCCUUUGUUCUCGGUGGAAAGCACCGCUGGAACGAGAUGCUGUUCCAUGAUGUUCACCACGCCUUCCCGAAUGCUGUGGGCACGCUGAGCCAGCGUGGGCGUUUCCAUGGCUGGGAGAAGGUGCAUGACGCAGCGGCAGAGGUUCUCCACCGCGGCCUGUGGAAGCCCAACGGUGACGAGGAGACCCAAAUGCAGAAAACUCAGAAGAAGCGCUCCCUGAUGAUGAAGCAGGGCAGGUGA
Symbiodinium pilosum is the source of this 1353-nucleotide messenger RNA. The record is from the annotation of a GenBank genome assembly. Lineage: Eukaryota; Dinophyceae; Suessiales; Symbiodiniaceae.